Molecule: messenger RNA, 1047 nt
Organism: Coccomyxa subellipsoidea C-169
Lineage: Eukaryota; Viridiplantae; Chlorophyta; Trebouxiophyceae; Coccomyxaceae
Exons: 7
Coding region: 1-1047 (348 amino acids)
Cellular component (GO): cytoplasm
Source: RefSeq, a predicted model, not a curated record
AUGGCUCGUGGCUUCGCUAUCACCCUGCUCGGCAUGCUGCUUUGUGCAACGGUCGUUUCCGUCGCUCGCGCUGAUGGCGAAGCGAGCCGUGGCGGUGGCGGUGGCGGCCGAGGCGGUGGUGGCGGCGGCGGCGGUGGCAACGGUGGUGGCAACGGUGGUGGCAACGGCGGUGGCGGCUACGGUGGCGGCGGUGGCGGCGGUGGCAACGGUGGUGGCAACGGUGGUGGCAACGGCGGCGGCGGCGGCGGUGGCUGGAAUGGUGGUGGCAAUGGGGAUCCCAUCAUGACCAGCUUUGACGGGCACACCUUCGAGUUCUUCGGCAAGGUCGGCGCCUACUACAACGUCAUUUCUGAGAAGCAGCACCAGAUGAGCAUGAAGCUGAAGCUGGGGCAGAUGUGGGACCACAACGGCACCUACAUGGAGGGCGUCGGCUUCCGCUACCAGGACCACAAAGUAAUCGUGGAAAUUGGUACAGGCGACAACAUGCACGUGUACCUGGACGGCGAGCGCCUGCACAUGGCAGUGGGCGAGAAUGAGCAGGAGCACAUUUUGGGCCUGGCCUCCGGUGAGCUGAUGGUGACCUGGCAGAUGCACCGCCCCGACGCCGGCCAGGCCGUCGAGAUUAUCACCGAUUUGCUGUCUGUGAUCGUCUACCUGACCCCUGCCGGCACUCGCGAUGAGGGCGGUGUCCCCCAGCCGGCCUACCUCAACUUUGAUGCUGCCCUGCUCGGACCCCCUGCUCACAGCCUCAAGGGCCUUGUGGGAGAGGGCUACCAGCGCCUGGUGGCCGGCGCGGCCGAGACAGACGACUUCAAGUUCCACGGCGAUGAGGACAAAUUCCGCAUGGAUGGCUAUUUCGGGACAUCCCACGUGACUAAUGCAUUUGGCGUCGCAUCGGGCUCGGCCGGCUUCGGCCGCAGCCGCCGCCUGAUUGAGUCCUCCGGCGUGGCGUUCCCUCUGCGCGCCGCCGGCGGAGGAAGCUUCCCGGCAGCCGCCACCCGGCCGGCCGCCGCCGCCGCCGCGCUCGGCCGCAAGGCCGGGAUCUAG